CCGGCUGGGGGGGCAAGGUGGGGAUCCUGCUGCAGAGGCAGGAGGGGAGGAGGGAGCUGGUGGCCAGGCUGCAUGAUUUGGGCCUGGCUUCUGGCAUUACUCAGGGCCAGGGGCAGCUCUGUUCCCUUCUGCAGCUUCCCCACCCGCAGAGCUGGGAGCCCAGCCACAAGAUCCAUACUAAGAAGCUCACGCGAGAAGCAAACCCGGCCCCUCCGCUCCAGCCCCCCUGGGUCCCCUCGGAGCCUCCCUGCCAUGGCCGAGAGCGGAGAGAACACCGUCGCCUGCCCGGUCAUCGCCGCCAACCCCCGCAUCAUCCGCGUCACGGUGAAAGCCCCCGCAGGGAAGGAGGAGUUUGUGGUGCCGGAGAACAGCAGCAUCAAGCAGCUGAAGGAGCAGAUCUCGAAGCGUUUCAAGUGCCAGCCCUGCCAGCUGGUGCUGGUGUGUGUGGGGCGGGUUUUGAAAGACCAGGACACGCUGAGGCAGCGGGGGAUCCAGGACGGGGUGACUGUCCACCUGGUCAUCCGGACGGCGAAGAGACCCCGGAACGAUUCGCUUACCCAUUAA
Molecule: messenger RNA, 564 nt
Organism: Pelodiscus sinensis (Chinese soft-shelled turtle)
Lineage: Eukaryota; Metazoa; Chordata; Testudines; Trionychidae
Source: RefSeq, a predicted model, not a curated record